AUGCCCUUAAACCGACUUCGCUCGAGGCCUUUGAAUAUGCCUCGCGCCAGUGACACAAUCCCCAUGAUUGAAAAACUGCAGUAUGACCCUGCAUAUGAGCGAGCCUUCCAGCACGUAUUUGGCAAAACCAUUAUUUGCCCCAACCUACAGGUUGCGUCGCAGUACGCUCGAAGUCACGGCGUGAACGCUAUCACCCCAGAGGGUGAUCGAUCCGACAAACGCGGUGCUCUGACUGGUGGAUAUCACGAUUCACGCCAGUCCCGUCUGGAUGCUGUCAAGGGUCUAGGAAAGUGGCGGGAUGAGUAUGAAAGCAAGAGAAAUCGCGGCACUGAGAUUCGGAAGGAGUUGGAGCAGCUCGACCAGAUGAUCACCAAGGCCGUUGGUGAACUACAGAAGCUCGAGCAAGAGAGACACAACGUCCAAAACCGCAGUGGACCGCUCCGAAAAGAGUUGCGUGGCAAGCGUGACCAACUACAGAAAACGAAUGAUACCCUUGACGCCAAGCGCCGCGCCCUUCGCAAUGUGGAAUCCAACCUCGCGGCUUUGAACGACCAAGUGAGCGCCUUCGAAGCAGAGUUGUCGUCACCUUUCCAGAAAGCCCUCACCAGCGAGGAAGAAGCCCGACUUGAGACUCUGAGCAGCACAGUACAGGACCUUCGUCGUCAAUACCAAGAAUUGUCGAGCCAGCGCAAUGAGCUCGAGGCCCGUAAAUCCGUGCUUGAAGUUGAACUUCGGGAGAACCUCAACCCUCGCCUCGAUCAACUCCUCAACAGAGACGUUGAUAUUGCCGAUGAGGAAGUUCAGGGUAACUUGAAAGAGGUACAGCGGGAGGUGAAGCGUCUUACACAGGCACUGGAGAAACUCAACACACGACUCAAACAAGUGGAUACCUCCAUUGAGGAGGGCAACACUCGUGUUGUUGAACUUGAACAGCGCAAUGCCGAGACCCGCCGUGAGAUUGAAGAUCUCGCUCGAUCCAUCGAAAAGCACCAGCGACGCAUGGAGAAGAGUAUGCAGAAGAAGGCAGCACUUACCAAGCAAGGCGCCGAGUGCGCAGCCAAUAUUCGUGCCCUAGGUGUACUUCCCGACGAAGCCUUCACUAAAUACCAACACACCGACUCCAACAUCGUCGUGAAGAAACUCCACAAGACCAACGAGGCUCUUAAGAAAUACUCUCAUGUCAACAAGAAGGCGUUUGAGCAGUACAACAGCUUCACCAAGCAGCGUGAGACACUAACCUCGCGUCGUUCCGAGCUGGACGCGUCGCAAAACUCUAUCGAUGAUCUUAUCUCCGUGCUUGACCAGCGCAAGGACGAGGCCAUUGAACGUACCUUUAAACAGGUCUCUCGCGAGUUCCACAAUGUGUUUGAGAAGCUGGUUCCCGCUGGCCGUGGCCGCCUCAUUAUCCAGCGUAAGACGGACCACAAUACCCGACCAGAGGAUGGUGUUGAGUCCGAUGACGAGGAAGCCCGCCAGAGUGUGGAGAACUAUGUUGGGGUUGGCAUUAGCGUCAGCUUUAACAGCAAGCACGAUGAUCAGCAGCGUAUCCAGCAGCUCAGUGGUGGACAGAAGAGUCUUUGCGCUCUCGCCCUCGUCUUCGCUAUCCAGGCCUGUGAUCCCGCACCAUUCUACCUCUUCGACGAGAUUGACGCCAACCUGGAUGCCCAGUACCGAACCGCCGUCGCCCAGAUGCUCAAGUCGAUUUCGGAUUCCACAAACGGACAAUUCAUCUGCACAACCUUCCGUCCUGAGAUGCUGCACGUCGCUGAGAAGUGCUACGGAGUCAGCUUCCGACAGAAGGCCAGUACGAUUGAUGUGGUAUCCCGCGAGGAGGCCCUCAAGUUCGUGGAGGAACAGAAGUCGUGA
This is a messenger RNA of Penicillium nucicola, 1866 nucleotides long. RefSeq lists its product as uncharacterized. Gene Ontology annotation, biological process: mitotic sister chromatid cohesion. The transcript is spliced from 2 exons. Gene Ontology annotation, cellular component: chromosome. Lineage: Eukaryota; Fungi; Ascomycota; Eurotiomycetes; Eurotiales; Aspergillaceae. The record is from RefSeq and is a predicted model, not a curated record. Gene Ontology annotation, molecular function: protein binding; ATP binding; cohesin loader activity. The coding region runs from base 1 to 1866 and encodes 621 amino acids.